This is a messenger RNA of Impatiens glandulifera, 1500 nucleotides long. RefSeq names its product amino acid permease 8-like. Gene Ontology annotation, cellular component: plasma membrane. The coding region runs from base 2 to 1444 and encodes 480 amino acids. The record is from RefSeq and is a predicted model, not a curated record. The transcript has 7 exons. Lineage: Eukaryota; Viridiplantae; Streptophyta; Magnoliopsida; Ericales; Balsaminaceae.
UAUGGAAAAUCAGGCGCAGUUUCACAUUCAACUUACUGAUCAUCAACCUCCUCCUCCUCCAUCUUAUGAAGAAGAUUUGGAUGAUGAUGGCAGGCCCAAAAGAACUGGGACAGUUUGGACGGCUACAUCACACAUAAUAACCGCAAUUAUAGGGUCGGGAGUUCUUUCUCUAGCUUGGGCGGUGGCGCAGCUGGGAUGGGUGGCCGGAGUUACCAGCCUCCUGUGUUUUUCGUGUGUAACUUUAUACACAUCCAAUCUACUAGCUGACUGCUAUCGCUCCCCCGAUCCACUCACCGGAAAAAGAAACUAUACCUACAAGGAAGCUGUUAAAAAUAACUUGGGUGGGAAAAUGCAUGUAUUAUGUGGGAUUGCUCAAUAUUGCAAUCUUUGUGGGAUGGUAAUUGGCUACACAAUCACCUCAUCAAUAAGCAUGGUGGCAAUUCAGAAAUCAAACUGUUUCCAUAAGACUAUGAGCCAUGAAAAUUGCAGCUUCUCCCACAAUCCUUACAUGAUAGGAUUGGGGGUAGUUCAGAUUUUCUUGUCUCAAAUCCCGAGUUUCGAUAAAUUGUCAAUUCUCUCCAUUGUCGCUGCCAUCAUGUCUUUCACUUACGCCUCCAUUGGCAUUGGCCUUGCUCUAGCCAAGAUUGUCUCGGGGGAAAAAGAGAAGAGUAGUUUGACAGGAGUGGAAAUUGGGUUGGGCAUAUCAGCAGCUGACAAGACUUGGAAAAUGUUUAGGGCUCUAGGGGACAUUGCAUUUGCCUUUACAUUCUCUCAAGUUCUUGUUGAAAUUCAAGACACCCUGAAAUCAACAUUGCCCGAGAAUAAAGUGAUGAGAAAAGCCAAUAUGUUAGGGGUCUUAACGACGACAACUUUCUAUGUAAUGAGCGGCUGCAUUGGCUAUGCUGCCUUAGGAAACCCUGCUAAAGGGAACAUGCUAACCGGGUUUGGAUUCUAUGAGCCAUUUUGGCUAAUCGACUUGGCUAAUAUUUGCAUUGUGGUUCACUUGGUAGGCGCCUAUCAGGUAUUUGCGCAACCAUUGUUUAAUGCGGUGGAAACAGAGAUUUCGAGAAGGUGGCCGAAGUCCAAGUUUGUGAAAAAGGAGUACCCAAUUGGGAUGGGCAAGAUCAAAAUAAGCUUUAAUUUGCUGAGGCUAACUUGGAGGACUUCAUUUGUGGUAUUGGCCACAUUCACAGCCAUGUUGUUUCCAUUCUUCAAUGAGGUUUUAUCAUUGUUAGGCGCUUUCGGGUACUGGCCACUGACGGUUUACUUCCCCAUAUCGAUGUUCAUCGCGAAUAAGAGGAUCCAAAGAUGGAGUAGUAAGUGGGUCGGACUCCAGCUCGUGAACACGGUCUGUUUCCUUGUGGCAUUGGCUGCAGCUUGCGGGUCCAUCCAAGGUAUUGGUCUGGCACUCAAAACCUAUAAGCCUUUCACUAUCAAGGAAUGAAGUAAUUUAUGGUGGUAUUUAUAUGACAUUAUUAAUGUGUUAUGAAUUGAGUAAAA